Didymosphaeria variabile is the source of this 1590-nucleotide messenger RNA. RefSeq lists its product as uncharacterized. The record is from RefSeq and is a predicted model, not a curated record. Lineage: Eukaryota; Fungi; Ascomycota; Dothideomycetes; Pleosporales; Didymosphaeriaceae. Gene Ontology annotation, biological process: transmembrane transport. Bases 1 to 1590 code for a protein of 529 amino acids. Gene Ontology annotation, molecular function: transmembrane transporter activity. The transcript is spliced from 3 exons. Gene Ontology annotation, cellular component: membrane.
AUGGAGGCGAAGGACACGCAGAUUUCGACUGCGCCGGCAGACACAGAAUCACCAGUUGAUAAAGACGGUAGAGCUUCGGACGAAGCAGAUGCGGUGGCUUUGGAAAAGGUGCAUAUGAGAACAGCUUCAAAAGGCGCGGACAAGAUGGCUGCGUAUGCGAAUGCGACUGCCACGCCCAUAGACGACGAGACGAAUAAACAACUGUUGCGGAAGAUUGACUUGAACAUUCUACCAUGGCUAUGCGUGUUGUAUAUAUUGCAGUAUCCGGACAAGGGCGUCCUCUCAUAUGCGGGUGUAAUGGGCAUCCAAGCCGACGCAGGCCUAUCAGCCAGCCAAUUCACCUGGCUUGGAUCCAUCUACUACGCCGGCUACAUUGUCGCAGCGCCCAUCCAUAACCGCUUCUUCCAGGCGUACUCGCCGUCCAAGUGGAUCGCCGGCUGUGUCAUCGCUUGGGGAAUCGUUUUAGCAUGCAUGGCUGCCUGUCAGAACUUCGCCGGUCUGAUGGUAGACAGAACCAUUCUUGGAGCACUAGAAGCAUCGAUUAACACUGGCUUCAGCUUGAUCACUGCGGCGUGGUACCGCAAGUACGAGCAUGGAUCCCGCACCGGCAUCUGGUCGUCCUGCAUUGGUCUGGCGAACGUCAUCGGCGGACUGAUCGCAUUCGGUUGUGUCGAUGGACAGUCGAAGCAUCACUCUGCGCUUUCGAGCUGGAGGAUUCUCUCUUUGGCUACCGGGCUAGUGUCUGUGAUUUUCGGAGUGUGCAUGUGGUUCUACAUGGCGCCUUCGGUCGUGGAGGCGCGCUUCUUCAACGAAGAAGAGAAAACGCAAGCAGUCGAGCGUCUGCGCGAGAACCAUCAGGGCGCAGGCUCAACGCAGUACAAGCGGUACCAAGCGAAGGAAGCCUUCCUAGACGUGCGCACAUGGCUAUACGUCGUCUUCGUCCUCUCCUCCCAGAUGCCCACCGCAGGCCUCAUCCUCCUCCAAUCCAUCCUCAUCAAAUCCCUCGGCUUCACCACCAAGGAAACCCUCCUCCUCAACAUCCCGCAAGGCGCCAUAAACAUCCUAUGCAACCUCGCCUUCGGAUACCUCGCCGACAUGACCAAGCAGCGCUCUCUCGCCGCCCUAGCCGCAGCCCUCUGGUCCCUCUUCUGGGCCUCCCUUUACAUCGGCCUCGGCUACCACGACCCGUACUACAAGAAGUACGGCCAGCUCGUCGCGUACUUCUUCACCUCGGGCUCGGCCACCGCCGCGUGGUUCAUCGUCAUCAGCAUGCUGAGCAGCAAUGUUACGGGCUACACGAAGAAGAACACGACGAAUUCUAUCAUCUUCCUUUUCCUGGGUGUUGCGUACUUGGCGGGGCCGCAGACGUUCCGCGAUGGGCCGUUCUACAGGCAUGCGAAGAUCUCGCUGCUUUGCUUGUGGGGGCUGUCGGUGUUGGUGCUGGGGGCGUUUUAUGCGAUGAAUAGGAUGGAGAAUAAGAGGAGGGAUGGGGAGGAGGCGCAGGAUGGGGAGGGUGGAGAGGGCGGCAAUGAGAAUGCUUUUUUGGAUCUGACGGAUAGGGAGAAUAAGCAGUUUCGGUAUGUGCUGUGA